This is a messenger RNA of Xiphophorus hellerii (green swordtail), 1443 nucleotides long. It is a transcript of the gene arl6ip1, whose product is annotated as ARL6 interacting reticulophagy regulator 1. The transcript is spliced from 6 exons. Bases 152 to 763 code for a protein of 203 amino acids. Gene Ontology annotation, cellular component: Sec61 translocon complex; membrane. Gene Ontology annotation, biological process: cotranslational protein targeting to membrane. The record is from RefSeq and is a predicted model, not a curated record. NCBI's taxonomy places the organism in Eukaryota, Metazoa, Chordata, Actinopteri, Cyprinodontiformes, Poeciliidae.
AGAUAAAAAUUCCCUGCGUCAGUCGUCGACCGUUAGAGACGCUGCAGCAGCAGGUGGAGGGUGUUGUAAUCUGUCGUCCUGCGGGUCGUUUCUCUGGAAAAGAGCCUGAUUAAGUUAAGCUCACAGAACCGAACCGAACCCUUCAGUGAAAAUGGCUGAAAGCGACAACAAAAGCGCAAAUCUUUUAGCUCAGGAAACAGCCCAGCUGGAGGAGCAGCUCCAGGGGUGGAGGGAGGUGAUCCUAGCCGGAGAUCGGGUUCUGCGCUGGGAGCAGCCCUGGUUCCCUGGAGCUCUGGUUGGUGCGACCACCAUGGUUUUCCUGCUGAUUUACUACCUGGACCCGUCGGUGCUGACUGGACUGUCCGGCACCGUCAUGCUGCUCUGCCUGGCUGAUUACUUCGUUCCCACCGUCGCUCUCAAAGUGUUUGGCUCCAAUAAGUGGACCACGGAGCAGCAGCAGCGUUUCCAUGAGAUCUGCAACAACCUGGUGAGGAGCGAGCGCCGCGUCGUCGGCUGGUGGAAGCGUCUCUGCGUCCUGAAAGAGGAGAAACCCAAAGUGUACUUUGCCUCGGUGAUCAGCGGCCUGCUGGCGGUGGCCUGGAUCGGACAGCAGGUCCACAACCUCUUCCUCACCUACCUGAUCGUGAGCUUUCUGCUGCUGCUGCCGGGUCUGAACCAGCAUGGCGUCAUCUCAAAGUACACCUCCAUGGCCAAGAGGGAGAUCAACAAACUGCUCAAGCAAAAGGAGAAGAAGAACCAGUAGAGGAAGUGUGCAAAAUGGAGAGGAGAAAGAGAAGAAAGUUUGUAGAAAAGAAAAAGCAAAAACCGGAAGUUUAUGUCUGAGCAAGAAGCACUUUGUUUCCACACAUCUGAUGAGUUUAAUUUCUUCACACUUCCCACCGUGUGACAUUCAACCGUCAUCACCCCUUCCACAGGCACCACAUGACGUUAAUCACGUGUGAAAAAUCCUUUUUUCAUAAAUCAGCUGUGCUUUGUUUUACAGUCAGCAAUGCUUUAAGCCAUUCCCUCGGAUUAGACGGAGACUACUGAGCAGUUCACGCAUUGCUGCAUAUUUUAACCUGGUUAUUCACAGCAAUUCUUUCAGGGGGCUUAGUUAGGGUAAAAUAGCAGAAUAUGAACGUUUUUAUGUUUGUGCUUUGUUGCUUUAUAUUUGAACACAGUGCUGAAAACUAACUGGAUUUAAAGCUGAGCUAAUCAGGAGAGAAGCUGCCUGGAGACGAAAGUUCUGCUGUAUCUGCUGGAUGAAAACAGAUCUGAUGCUUUUAAAACCACAGAGAUGUGACGUUAUGGGGGUUCUCUGUUUAAGACUGUCCUGUCUUGGUAGACAUUUCUUUUCUUAUUUAUGUGUUUGAUCUCUUUUCUGUUCUCAUUUCAUUGUCUUUGUGAGAUCCCAGCAAUCAAUAAAGUUUGAUUUUAAAUGAC